Helianthus annuus (common sunflower) is the source of this 630-nucleotide messenger RNA. RefSeq names its product pectinesterase 2-like. Bases 1 to 630 code for a protein of 209 amino acids. The transcript is spliced from 2 exons. Lineage: Eukaryota; Viridiplantae; Streptophyta; Magnoliopsida; Asterales; Asteraceae. Gene Ontology annotation, molecular function: pectinesterase activity; pectinesterase inhibitor activity. Gene Ontology annotation, biological process: cell wall modification. The record is from RefSeq and is a predicted model, not a curated record.
AUGCGAGUGGGAGAAUCACCGAAUCAAGAUAGAGGGACAGAAUUCCAUAGAUUUGGCAUUCUUUGUAAAAAAAAAAAAAUAACUUUCCAUUCUAGACAAUUUUACAAAGAAUGCCAAAUCUAUGGAACUAUUGAUUUCAUUUUCGGCGCAAGUCAAGCUGUGUUCCAAGAUUGUGAUAUCUUUUUAAGGAAACCAAGACUCGGAGGAGGGUUGGUUGUGACUGCUAACGGUCGGAAACGCAGUAAUCAAACUGGCGGGUAUUCGUUGCAAGGGUGUAAAAUAAAUGCUGCAGACGAUCUUAAGCCCGUUGUAGGUCAGUACAAAAAAGCAUUCUUAGGAAGACCGUGGUUUGCGUAUGCUCGGACAGUUUAUAUGCAAUCUUUUCUUGAUGAUUUGGUGGACCCACAAGGAUGGCUUGAUAGUUGGGGUUACAAUCAAACUGCCUAUUAUGGGGAGUAUAAGAAUUCUGGACCAGGUUCAUCUACUGAUCGAAGAGUCAAUUGGCCUGGUUACCAAGCGAUAACAGAUCCAAAUAUUGCCAAUCAGUUCACUGUUGCUGAGUUCAAUAAUGGCACCAAAUGGCUUCCUACAUCUGGUGUGCCUUUUGUACCCGGGUUUGAAAAUCAGUAG